Molecule: messenger RNA, 1527 nt
Organism: Symsagittifera roscoffensis
Lineage: Eukaryota; Metazoa; Xenacoelomorpha; Acoela; Convolutidae
Product: glyceraldehyde-3-phosphate dehydrogenase-like
Exons: 6
Coding region: 208-1209 (333 amino acids)
Biological process (GO): glucose metabolic process; glycolytic process
Cellular component (GO): cytosol
Molecular function (GO): NADP binding; glyceraldehyde-3-phosphate dehydrogenase (NAD+) (phosphorylating) activity; NAD binding
Source: RefSeq, a predicted model, not a curated record
UAGUUUUAAAAGAGCUGUGUGGUUGAGUGUAUUCUACUUCAGGUAUUUAUUGGACUGGUUUCUGAUUUGGUUUCAGAUUCGCUCUGUGUGACUCUAGUUGUGCUCUCGUGCAAAUAUACGUGUCAUUUGAAACUAAACACAAUUCUACACCCCUCCUAUCUUGCAUACUUCUGAAUAUAUUCAACAACUACUCAAUUCUUAUUCAAAAUGGUCAAGAUUGGCAUCAACGGAUUUGGCAGAAUCGGCCGACUGGUGGCACGAUGCUCAACUGAACACUCGGACGUUGAGGUCGUCUCCAUCAACGAUCCAUUCCUUGAUGUCAAGUACAUGGUGUACAUGUUCCAAUAUGACUCGACCCACGGGCGAUUCAAGGGCGAAGUGAAGGCUGACGGGAACAAGCUUGUCAUCAACGGCAAGAGCAUCGCAGUCCAUGGCGAGAAGGACCCCGCCAAGAUCCCCUGGGGCGCUGAUGGAGCAGAGUACGUGGUGGAGUCCACCGGUGUUUUCACAACCAUUGAAAAGGCUAAAGCUCACUUGGCUGGUGGUGCGAAGAAGGUCAUCAUCUCUGCGCCGUCUGCAGAUGCGCCCAUGUAUGUGGUUGGAGUGAACGAGGAGACCUAUGAGCCGAGUGUGAACAUCCUGAGCAAUGCCUCCUGCACCACCAACUGUCUCGCUCCUCUGGCCAAGGUCAUCAAUGAUGAGUUCGGCAUCGAAGAGGGACUGAUGACCACUGUGCAUGCAGUCACUGCCACCCAAAAGACUGUCGACGGACCCUCCGGAAAGAACUGGCGUGAUGGCCGAGGGGCGUUCCAGAACAUCAUCCCGGCCUCCACGGGAGCGGCCAAGGCUGUGGGCAAGGUGAUCCCGGAGCUGAAUGGCAAGCUGACUGGCAUGGCAUUCCGAGUCCCAGUGCCCAAUGUGUCUGUGGUAGAUCUGACCUGCAGACUGAGGAAGCCAGCCUCCAUGGAUGAGAUCAAGGCUGUAGUCAAGAAGGCCAGUGAGAGUGAGAAGCUGAAGAGCAUCCUGGCGUACACUGAGGAUGACGUGGUGUCCACUGACUUCAUUUCGGACACCCACUCGUCCAUCUUCGACGCCAAGGCAUGCAUCGCCCUGUCGCCCCAAUUCGUCAAACUCAUCUCCUGGUAUGACAAUGAGUACGGAUACAGUCACCGAGUGGUAGAUCUGAUCAAGAGCAUCUCCAAGAAGUGAGCACCCCUAGAGAAACAACAAUAAUACUAUGCGCUACAAAUAGAAGUGCAAGUAUUGAACCGAACUAGCAGAAACAAAGAAACUCAACUACUGAGCACUCCCCAACAAAUUGAAUCUUGACUGCUGUAACCAACCACUGAAACGUGACCUGACAUUAAAUUUUGAUAUACACUUGAAUACGUUGCUGAGCAGUUUCAUGUGCUGACCUUAACUUAACUAAUGCUGACGAUGUUGCACCUACUUGAUAAACUGAGUUCAAGUUGAAUAUUUGAAAUAAUGUUGCCUGUUCACAAUUAAUGACUCAAAUAAAUUGUUUAA